Messenger RNA from Odobenus rosmarus divergens (Pacific walrus), 1321 nucleotides. It is a transcript of the gene ACSM5, whose product is annotated as acyl-CoA synthetase medium-chain family member 5. Gene Ontology annotation, cellular component: mitochondrial matrix. Gene Ontology annotation, biological process: acyl-CoA metabolic process; fatty acid biosynthetic process. NCBI's taxonomy places the organism in Eukaryota, Metazoa, Chordata, Mammalia, Carnivora, Odobenidae. The record is from RefSeq and is a predicted model, not a curated record. Gene Ontology annotation, molecular function: fatty-acyl-CoA synthase activity; fatty acid ligase activity.
GGCUGCAGACAAUAACAUGAUGCCAUGGCUAAGAAGUUGGGUCCUCAAGGCACUGAGAAAUGCCCGGGGAUUCUGUGGGCCUCACAGGCAGCAACCACCUCUCCCUGACCCUCAGAAAAUUGUGGCCACCUGGGAAGCCAUCAGCCUGGGGGGGCAGCCAGUGCCUGAGUACUUCAACUUUGCCCAUGAUGUGCUGGACAUGUGGAGUCAGCUGGAAAAGGCUGGGCACCGGCCCCGGAUCCCCGCAUUCUGGUGGGUCAAUGGCAAGGGAACAGAGGUCAAGUGGAUUGAGGAGCUGGGGGAGCAGUCCAGGAAGGUGGCUAAUGUGCUCCAGGACAUGUGUGGCCUUCAGCCUGGGGACAGGAUGAUGCUGGUGCUUCCGCGGCUCCCAGAGUGGUGGCUGGUCAGCGUGGCAUGCAUACGGACAGGGGCUGUCGUGAUUCCAGGUGUCUCUCAGCUGACGGAGAAGGACCUCAAAUAUCGGCUGCAGGCGUCCAGGGCCAAGUCCAUUAUCACCAGUGACUCCCUGGCUCCACGGGUGGACGCCAUUAGCGCCGACUGUCCCUCCCUCCAGUCCAAGCUACUGGUGUCAGAUGGCAGUCGGCCAGGCUGGAUGAACUUCAGGGAACUCCUCCGCGAGGCAUCCACAGAGCACGACUGUGUGAGGACCAAGAGUCAAGACCCUCUGGCCAUCUACUUCACAAGUGGCACCACCGGGGCCCCCAAGAUGGUUGAGCACUCCCAGGCCAGCUACGGACUGGGUUUUGUGGCCAUCGGAAGGCGGUGGAUGGACUUGACCAAAUCGGACAUCUUCUGGAACACGUCUGACACUGGCUGGGUAAAGUCAGCUUGGACCCUCUUCUCUGCCUGGUCUAAUGGAUCUUGCAUUUUUGUGCAUGAGCUGCCCCGAGUCGAUGCCAAGAUUGUUCUGAAUACUCUCUCCAGAUUCCCCAUCACCACCCUCUGCUGUGUCCCCACCAUUUUCCGGCUGCUGGUACAGGAGGAUCUCACCAGGUACCAGUUUCAGAGCCUGAGGCACUGUUUGACUGGAGGAGAGGCACUGAAUCCUGACGUGAGAGAGAAGUGGAAGAGCCAGGUGGGCCUGGAGCUGCAUGAAGGCUAUGGCCAGUCUGAAACAGUUUUAAUCUGUGCCAAUUCAAAAGGCAUGAAAAUCAAGUCUGGAUCCAUGGGGAAAGCAUCGCCACCUUACGAUGUGCAGAUCGUGGAUGAUGAGGGCAACAUCCUGUUUCCAGGAGAAGAGGGGAAUAUUGCUGUCCGAGUUAGGCCCACCCGGCCCUUCUGUUUCUUCAAUUGCUAUUUG